Fukomys damarensis (Damara mole-rat) is the source of this 1643-nucleotide messenger RNA. RefSeq names its product phosphoribosylaminoimidazole carboxylase and phosphoribosylaminoimidazolesuccinocarboxamide synthase (gene Paics). Gene Ontology annotation, molecular function: phosphoribosylaminoimidazolesuccinocarboxamide synthase activity. Lineage: Eukaryota; Metazoa; Chordata; Mammalia; Rodentia; Bathyergidae. Bases 212 to 1489 code for a protein of 425 amino acids. The transcript is spliced from 9 exons. Gene Ontology annotation, biological process: 'de novo' IMP biosynthetic process. The record is from RefSeq and is a predicted model, not a curated record.
AAGCUCUGCCUCCGGGAGUCGGGCUCCUCUCCUUUGGGCCACAGUGACCCUGGAGUGUGGCCGGGCGCCAUCGCAGUGCUCUGCGUGCAACCCGCUGGGGUACGUGAGGGGCGUGUCCGCGCCUGCCCCUCCCCCUGAACCUCUCUGCCCGCUAUUUUCCAGGGUUCUGCCUCUUUCCACUGGGUUUAGGACCUCCAGCCCGCUCAGGAUCAUGGCUACAGCAGACGUAUUGAACAUUGGCAAAAAACUCUAUGAGGGUAAAACAAAAGAAGUCUAUGAAUUAUUAGAUACUCCAGGAAAAGUCCUCCUGCAGUCCAAAGACCAGAUAACAGCAGGAAAUGCAGCCAGAAAGAAUCACCUGGAAGGAAAAGCUGCAAUCUCCAAUAAGAUUACCAGUUGUAUUUUUCAGCUGUUACAGGAAGCAGGUAUCAAAACGGCUUUCACCAGAAAAUGUGGAGAGACAGCUUUCAUUGCUCCCCAGUGUGAAAUGAUUCCAAUUGAAUGGGUUUGCAGAAGAAUAGCAACUGGUUCUUUUCUCAAAAGAAAUCCUGGUGUCAAGGAAGGAUUUAAGUUUUACCCACCUAAAGUGGAACUAUUUUUCAAGGAUGAUGCUAAUAAUGAUCCUCAAUGGUCUGAGGAACAGCUAAUUGCUGCAAAAUUUUGCUUUGCUGGACUUGUUAUAGGCCAAACUGAAGUGGAUAUCAUGAGUCAUGCUACACAAACUAUUUUUGAAAUACUGGAGAAAUCUUGGUUGACCCAGAACUGUACACUGGUUGAUAUGAAGAUUGAAUUUGGCGUUGAUGUGACCACCAAAGAAAUUGUUCUUGCUGAUGUUAUAGAUAAUGAUUCCUGGAGACUCUGGCCAUCGGGAGAUCGAAGCCAGCAGAAAGACAAACAGUCUUACCGUGACCUCAAGGAAGUAACCCCUGAAGGGCUCCAGAUGGUAAAGAAAAACUUUGAGUGGGUUGCAGAGAGAGUAGAGUUGCUUCUGAAAUCAGAAAGCCAGUGCAGGGUUGUAGUAUUGAUGGGAUCAACUUCUGAUCUUGGUCACUGUGAAAAAAUCAAGAAAGCUUGUGGAAAUUAUGGAAUUCCCUGUGAACUUCGAGUAACAUCUGCCCAUAAAGGCCCAGAUGAAACUUUUAGGAUUAAAGCUGAAUAUGAAGGGGAUGGCAUUCCAACUGUGUUUGUGGCAGUAGCAGGCAGAAGCAAUGGUUUAGGCCCAGUGAUGGCUGGUAACACUGCAUAUCCAGUGAUCAGCUGUCCUCCCCUCACGUCAGACUGGGGAGCUCAGGAUGUGUGGUCCUCUCUUCGACUACCCAGUGGUCUUGGCUGUUCCACCAUACUUUCUCCUGAAGGAUCAGCUCAGUUUGCUGCUCAGAUAUUUGGAUUAAACAAUCACUUGGUAUGGGCCAAACUGCGAGCAAGUAUAUUGAACACAUGGAUUUCCUUGAAGCAGGCUGACAAGAAAAUCAGAGAAUGUAAUUUCUAAAAAUGUUAUUGGGGGGGUGUACACAUUCUGGUUUAGCUGCAGAAAAAUAAGCAAAGUAGAAAAAAUAAUUUUGAAUCAGAAAAUUGAUACAUGAAUAAAUGCUUCUCUAGAUAACGUGGAUUAGAAUGUGUUUGUAUUUAAUAUUUCUCUAUAG